Rhododendron vialii is the source of this 2097-nucleotide messenger RNA. Its product is annotated as pentatricopeptide repeat-containing protein At2g41080-like. Bases 27 to 2030 code for a protein of 667 amino acids. Gene Ontology annotation, molecular function: RNA binding; protein binding; zinc ion binding. The record is from RefSeq and is a predicted model, not a curated record. Gene Ontology annotation, biological process: RNA modification. NCBI's taxonomy places the organism in Eukaryota, Viridiplantae, Streptophyta, Magnoliopsida, Ericales, Ericaceae. The transcript has a single exon.
AACCCAUCCCACGAAAACCCAAAUGUAUGGGUAAGUACUCUUGUCAUCUUAGGCCUCUCAGCUACUCCAUUCCACAGCACUCUCCAACCCCUCGUUGUCUCUCCACCACAAACACCUCCGAAGCACCCACCGCAUUCACAAACCUCUGCUCCAGAGGCCGCCUCAAAGAGGCAUUCGAAGCCUUCCGAUCACAUAUAUGGUCAGACCCACCUCUCUUCUUCCCUCUCCUCCUCAAAUCAUGCAUUCAAACCCAAUCACUUUCCCUCACCCAACAGCUCCAUUCAUUGAUCCUCACAUCUGGUUGUUCCGCAGACAAGUCUGUCACCAACCAUCUCCUCAACGCUUACGCCAAAAUUGGAGACCUGAGAAUCGCCUUUAAGCUGUUUGAUGUAAUGCCCAGGAGGAACGUCAUGUCUUGCAACAUUUUGAUAGGUGGGUUUGUUCAGAAUGGGGAUUUGGAAAGCGCGCGCAAGGUGUUUGAUGAAAUGCCCGAACGGAAUGUCGCGACGUGGAAUGUGAUGGUUAUGGGUCUGACACAGUUCGAGUUUAACGAAGAGGGUUUGAGUUUGUUUUCCCGGAUGCGUGGUUUGGGUUUUAUGCCUGACAGGUUCACUCUUGGGAGUGUGUUUAGAGGUUGUGCUGGUUCAAAAGAUUUGAAUUUGGGUAGGCAGGUCCAUGGGUACGUGGUGAAAUCCGGGUUGGAGUUGAAUUCGGUUGUUGGGAAUUCUUUGGCUCAUAUGUACAUGAAGUCUGGAAAUUUGGGAGAAGGAGAGAAAGUGAUUGAGGCAAUGCCAAUAACAAGUGUGGUUGCUUACAACACUCUGAUCGCGGGAAGAGCUCAAAACGGGUUUUCUGAGGGAGCUUUGGACCAAUACAAUAAGAUGAAAACAGCAGGUUUUAGGCCUGACAAGAUUACGUUUGUGAGUGUAAUCAGUUCGUGUUCGGAGUUGGCAACACUUGGCCAAGGCCAACAGAUUCAUGCAGAGGCUGUUAAAACUGGCUAUAGCAGGGUUGCAAGUGUAAUUAGUUCACUAGUUAGUAUGUACUCCAGAUGUGGGUGUCUGGACGAUUCUGUAAAUGCCUUCUCAGAAAGUGAGGAAGCUGAUGUUGUCGUGUGGAGCUCAAUGAUUGCUGCUUAUGGGUUUCAUGGGAAGGGAAAGGAAGCCAUCGAGUUGUUCAAUAGGAUGGAUCAAGAAGGGUUGGAGGCAAAUGAUGUUACUUUCUUAAGUUUGCUUUAUUCUUGUAGUCACUGUGGAUUCAAAGAUACAGGAAUUGAAAUCUUUGACAUGAUGGUAGAGAAACACAAAUUGGAACCUCGACUAGAACAUUAUACAUGUGUGGUUGAUCUCCUUGGGCGAUCCGGACGUUUGGAGGAAGCAGAAUCUUUCAUAAGAACUAUGACUGUAAAGGCAGAUACUAUUAUAUGGAAGACUUUAUUAUCCGCCUGUAAAAUCUAUAAAAACGCCGAUAUGGCAAAAAGGAUGGCUGAAGAAGUAUUUAGGCUUGAUCCGCAUGAUUCAGCUUCGUAUGUGCUUUUGUCUAAUACUCAGGCCUCGGCUAAAAGAUGGAAGGAUGUUUCAGAAGUGAGGAAAGCAAUGAGAGACCGGAAGGUGAAGAAGGAACCAGGUAUCAGCUGGUUUGAGGUGAAGAACCAAGUUCACCAAUUUUGUAUGGGUGAUGAAUCUCAUCCACAGUUAAUGGAGAUUGAUUCAUACUUGAAAGAAUUGACUUGGGAAAUGAAGCUAAGGGGUUAUGUGCCGGAUACCGGCUCUGUUCUGCACGACAUGGAUGCCGAGGAAAAGGAAAACCACUUGACACACCACAGCGAAAAGUUGGCCAUUGCAUUUGCUCUAAUGAACACCCCAAAGGGUUUUCCAAUCCGGGUGAUGAAGAAUUUGCGUGUUUGUGGUGACUGCCAUGCGGCAAUCAAGCAUAUAUCGGAGAUUAAAAACCGGGAAAUUGUUGUUAGAGAUGCUAGUAGGUUUCACCAUUUCAAAAAUGGGAAAUGUUCUUGUGGCGAUUACUGGUAGGGAAAGGUCACUCUGGUUUUUUAACUUCUUUACUAGUAAGUGUUUAUUAAAAACAGUUUUUUUUAAA